This is a messenger RNA of Branchiostoma belcheri (Belcher's lancelet), 1803 nucleotides long. RefSeq names its product ras-related protein Rab-8-like. The transcript has 5 exons. Lineage: Eukaryota; Metazoa; Chordata; Leptocardii; Amphioxiformes; Branchiostomatidae. Bases 47 to 406 code for a protein of 119 amino acids. The record is from RefSeq and is a predicted model, not a curated record. Gene Ontology annotation, molecular function: GTPase activity; GTP binding.
UACACUAACUACAGCCUACUACAGGGGGGCCACUGGUAUCCUACUGAUGUAUGACAUAACAGGGGAGCAUUCUUUCAUCAACCUGGCGAAAUGGCUGAGAAAUAUUGAACAGAAUGCGUCCACAGAUGUACAGCUGUUACUUGUAGGCAACAAAUGUGACAUGGAGAACAGAGUUGUGGAGCUGGAAAGGGCACAGAAGCUUGCAGAUAGCUUUGACUUGGAGCUGAUAGAAGCCAGUGCCAAGGAAAACAUCAAUGUGGAGGAGGCUUUUCUGGCGCUGGCAAAGAAAAUGAACGACUGCAGAUCCAGGAAACUGUCACGGAAAGUCAGCGCUCGUGAUGUCAUCAAAUGGGACAAGCUCGACCAAUCAGACGAAGACUUGAAGAAGAGUAAUUGUAGUUGCUGACUUAACACCUUAAUUGCACAUAAUUUAUAAAGUUUCCUACAUUUUCACCUAAAACCCUUCUGGCAUGAUCUUCUCUUAUUCAAUGUACUGUAAAAUGUAACCAAUAGUGGUGUCACUUGAUACUCUCCAAGCAGAGAUUUGGGCUUAUUUUUAGGCUUUUUCUUUUUUUGCGUUCCUUUUUACUUAAGAAAGGAUACCAGACUGUGCAAAAAGAAAGCUUGAAAACAUGCCAAAAAUAAGCCGAAACUCAAACCUUUGAUUGGAGAGUCGUCACUUGCACAAUCAGCCAGUAACUUUACAAAGAAUGUGUUUUGAUGUGAUUGUGAAUUUUCUAGGCUUUAAUCUGCUUGAUAUCUAUCUCUAUGAAUCAUAAUUGGUAAUUUAUGAUGUUGAAAAGUAAGCAAUAGUUUGCUGUGCAGAGUGAUAUCUAUAUCAUAAUGUCAGAUUGAGCAUUAAUAUUGUAUGCAUUGCUGGUUUUACUGCAGUUAUGUUUUUGUUGCAUAAUGAUAUUUGUGUAGACAGUUAUAGUUUUACUUUAUUUAUUUAUAUCGAGUAUCUUUUAUUUCCUUUUUCUUCCAUAUAUGACCAAACAACUCCUCAGUGCACAUAUAUGUCUUAUAAGAGUAAGAUUUAUAGUGAAAAAUCGUUGGAAUGUUACCCAGUAUUAAUUUUGUGACUGAUUGUCGUGGAUCAAACUAUGCACCUGAUCAUGACUUGUAUUGUUUGCAGAAAAAAUCUGAUAUACAUAAGAUAUAAGCUAUUAGAUGUGGCAGAUUUUGAUGUAAAAGUGUGUGACAGGUUUUCCAGUCGGCCAGUACAAUAUUUUUGUCAUGAAUUGUUUUAUAUAAUAAUAAUUUUGUUUUCCAUAAAAUCUAGUCAACCAUCAUACAACAGACUGAAUAGAAGUUUACUGUACUUAAAAUUAUUUGCUUUUGAAUUGUCUGCUUGACCAAACAGUUUAGUUCUUUCAAUAAGUCAUUUACUGUUCCCAGUAUUUUGUCAACUGUGAGCCUCUGAUUCAAAUGUAGCAUCAUAUGAGCAUGAAUUUUGAAGUUUCAUUUGGUUUUGUUUAUGUUACUUUUCAAUCUAUGCAAUAUGUUUGAAUUCAUUCAUACUAUGAAGGAAGUGAACCAUAAUUGUAUAUUUGGUAUCAUUAACAUUAUUCUGAUUAUUUUACAUUAUUAUAUUAUGAAGUCCCAAAGAGUCCUUCCACCAAAGAAUAACAGCUUUCUCAUGCUAAAACAAGGCAUUUUCUGACUUGGUUUUACAAAAAAUUGUGGAUGCCGUUACAAACUGGAUGGCAUCCAGGCUAACAUAUAUGUCUAGAGAGAGAAAAAAGGCUGUAUGCCUAAGGAAAUUGUUGUAUUAUAUUUUUGUGUGUCUUGAAUAAAGGUUGA